Messenger RNA from Ilex paraguariensis (yerba mate), 932 nucleotides. Lineage: Eukaryota; Viridiplantae; Streptophyta; Magnoliopsida; Aquifoliales; Aquifoliaceae. The record is from the annotation of a GenBank genome assembly.
CCACUCAUAUAUAAUCGAAACAAAACCCUGAACUCUCGUCUCCAACGCAUCACCUACAGACAAGCACACACUACGACGGUGAGGAGAGAGAUCGUCAGAAAUGGUGACUUACAAGUUUCAUCAGUACCAGGUGGUGGGAAGAGCCCUCCCAUCGGAGACCGAUGAGCAUCCCAAGAUCUACCGCAUGAAGCUCUGGGCAACCAACGAAGUCCGUGCCAAGUCCAAGUUCUGGUACUUUCUGAGGAAGCUGAAGAAGGUAAAGAAGAGCAAUGGCCAAAUGCUUGCUAUCAAUGAGAUUUUUGAGAAAAACCCGACGACGGUCAAGAACUAUGGUAUCUGGUUGAGGUACCAGAGUAGAACCGGUUAUCACAACAUGUACAAAGAGUACCGUGAUACUACUUUGAAUGGUGCUGUUGAGCAGAUGUACACUGAGAUGGCUUCUCGCCACAGGGUCCGUUCUCACUGCAUACAGAUCAUCAAGACAGCCACCAUUCCUGCUAAACUUUGCAAGAGGGAGAGUACCAAGCAGUUUCACAACUCCAAAAUCAAGUUCCCGUUGGUCUUCCAGAAGAUUAGGCCACCAUCUAGGAAGCUCAAGACUACUUACAAGGCAUCUAGGCCCAACUUGUUCAAGUAACUUUUUUGGUCAUUUGUUGGGGGAAGUAAGAAAUCCAAGAUUUAUAUUAUGCAUUUUUGUUUCUUCAGGGGGAACCUACAAUGUCAUUUGGUGAUAGUCGGAUAUUAUGUUUAUUUUUGAAAUGUCUAGGAUAUCAGACAAUAUGAUCUUUUCAUUGUGUUUUAGGAUUCUUGUUUCAUCUACAUUUUUUGGAGUUGCAGUACCUGCUGUCUUUCCUGUGUGGUUUGUCUCUUAUGUUUCAAGAAUCAUUUUGCUUGAAAUAUGAUGUUUUCUUUGAUUCGAUAGUAUAUCCAAU